Dreissena polymorpha is the source of this 1215-nucleotide messenger RNA. Its product is annotated as dehydrogenase/reductase SDR family member 6-like. Gene Ontology annotation, cellular component: cytoplasm. Lineage: Eukaryota; Metazoa; Mollusca; Bivalvia; Myida; Dreissenidae. Gene Ontology annotation, biological process: siderophore biosynthetic process. Bases 200 to 934 code for a protein of 244 amino acids. Gene Ontology annotation, molecular function: 3-hydroxybutyrate dehydrogenase activity. The record is from RefSeq and is a predicted model, not a curated record. The transcript is spliced from 9 exons.
GCAAGUAUACACACUUAUAACAAAAAGCUGUAUAACACUUCAAUAGUUCAUCGGUUCAUAGUCCACCCUAGCAUAGUGCAGCGUUAUGUGAGGACACGGUACUUAAAUACACGUGUAAACCCGUUUAUUCGGGUCCCAGCAUUCACUGCUAACUCAAAACUGUUAAUUUACUCGGUGGAUAAAACAAGAUACAAAUAACAUGGGUCGACUUGACGGAAAGAUCGUCGUGCUGACCGCGGCUGCACAGGGCAUAGGGCGGGCGGCAGCGGAGACGUUUGCCAAGGAAGGGGCCACAGUCAUUGCAACCGACAUACAGAUGGAGAAGCUCAAAGAAUUGGAAGCAUUAGGUGUUGAUUGCCGCAAAUUAGACGUCACCGACUCCGCCAUGGUCCUCGAGUUUGCCGCCUCCAUUCCGCGGUUGGAUAUUCUGUUCAAUUGUGCAGGGUUCGUAUUCAACGGCACCAUACUGGAUACAGAGGAGAAGGACUGGGAUUUCUCCAUGGAUCUCAACGUGAAAAGCAUGUACCGUAUUUGCAGGGCCUUCCUGCCCAAGAUGAUUACACAUAAUUCCGGAAAUAUCAUAAAUAUGUCAUCGGUCGCUUCCAGUAUUAAAGGUGUGCCUAAUCGGUUUGUGUACGGUACCACAAAGGCGGCGGUGAUCGGCCUCACGAAGGCGCUCGCAGCGGACUUCGUCGGCAACCACAUCCGGGUCAAUUGCGUAUGUCCGGGCACGGUAGACACGCCAUCGCUGCAGGGUCGUAUCCAGGCCCAGCCCGACCCCGAGCAGGCCCGCAAGGACUUCGUGGCCCGCCAGAAGCUCGGGCGGCUUUGUACUGCACAGGAAGUCGCUAACCUUCUUCUCUUCCUGGCAUCUGAUGAGUCGGAGUACAUAACAGGUCAGCAGUUCAUCAUUGACGGAGGCUGGAGCUUGUAGACUGGGCUCGUACAUCCUGUGCAAGAUCUCAUGCAGCUCGUCCGUGCAUCAUACAGAACCUCGUGGUGGAACACUGUGGUUAAUGCUCGGCGUAAAGUGUUAUGUCAGAUUAGCGGACUACAUAGGCUAAUCUGGGAUGACACUUUACGCACAUGCGUUUCGCCCAGUUUCUUCGGACGAAGCUCAUACACAAUAGCAGGGCUCACAAUAGCGAACAUUCCAAUGCGUUUUAAUACAAUUUAAUAUUUAUAUUCAAGGUACACAAUAAAACUAAUUGAAUA